AUGUGUCUGGCUCCAGUCAAUGGACAAGAUCCUCUCACAGAAGCUGGUCCAGCUUGGAAUCAUGCCGACUAUGAGACCAGCCCGCCGGUCUACCCCUCGCCUCAAAUGUCGGGCGCUGGGUGGGAGAUUGCCCUUGAGAAGGCAAAGGCUUGGGUCUCGCAGUUGACUACUGAUGAGAAGUCACUCCUGGUCACUGGUACUGAAGGACCUUGCGUAGGCAACAUUGCACCGAUUCCACGACUCAACUUCACCGGUCUUUGUCUUCAAGACGGUCCUCUCUCACUUCGUCAAGCAGACUAUGCCUCGGUCUUCCCAGCAGGUAUCAGUGUAGCCGCGGCUUGGGACAGGAAGCUUGCGUAUAAGAGAGGAUACCAGCUCGGAGCCGAGUACAAGGCCAAAGGCGCCCAUGUUGUUCUCGGCCCGGUUGCUGGUCCUCUUGGCAGAUCUGGAUACGCUGGACGCAAUUGGGAGGGAUUCUCACCCGAACCGUACCUCACUGGUGUCUUCAUGUCAGAAACCAUCGAAGGUCAUCAAGACGCUGGAGUCCAGGCUUGCGCAAAGCAUUACGUUGGCAACGAACAAGAAACACAGCGCAAUCCAAGCAUAAACCCAGAGACCAACCAGACGAUCGAAGCGCUUUCAGCAAACAUCGACGACCGCACCUUACACGAACUCUACAACUGGCCUUUCGCCAAUGCAGUCAAGAGUGGCGUUGCUUCAAUCAUGUGUAGUUAUCAGAGGCUCAACGGCAGCUAUGGCUGCCAAAACUCCAAGAUCCUCAACGGAGUGCUGAAAGAGGAGAUGGGGUUUCAGGGCUGGGUGGUCUCCGACUGGAUGGCGACUCACGCCGGACACCAGGCCGCCGACGCUGGUCUGGACAUGAAUAUGCCUGGCGGAUUGGUCUUCUCGCAGUCCGUCCCAAGUUUCUGGGGCAAAAAUCUCACCACGAGCGUCGAGAACGGAAGCUUGGCCUUGACCCGUCUGGACGACAUGGCACAUCGCGUCAUGGCUCCGUACUUCCAUCUCAAUCAGGACGUCAACUUCCCGAACGUCGAUGGUAGCUCUCCCGGUCUUCAGAAAACAUGGGGUACAUACAACUUCACAUACGGUCCAAAGUCAACCGAUGUGCGUGCAAAUCACAAGGAGCUCAUCCGCGAGCUUGGUGCCGCCGGCACUGUUCUGUUGAAGAAUGUGAACAAGACUCUGCCCCUAAAGAAUCCGAAGAACAUUGCAGUAUACGGCAACGACGCGGGCGACAUCACCAAUGGCCUGUAUUUUGCGAAUCUUAUCAGCAACACGGGAUUCGAAUACGGGGUCCUUCCCACCGCAGGCGGCUCUGGUACCGGUCGUUUCACCUACGUUGUGCCACCACUCGAUGCCAUCAAGGCGAAGGUCGACGAGGACGCCCUUGUACAGUACCUCCUUAACAAUACCCAGAUCAUCGGCGGCCAGCAACAGGGACCCACUGGCUUCGUUGGACUUACGCCAGACUCUUCUGGACUGAUCUACCCCGAGCCAGAGGUCUGCCUAGUUUUUGUCAAGACGUGGGCCAGCGAGGGCUACGACCGUACCACUCUCAGAUUUGACUGGAAUGGUACAGAAGUUGUCGAGACUGUCGCGCUCAGCUGCCCCAACACCAUCGUCAUCACUCACUCUUCUGGUCUCAACGUUCUCCCAUUCGCUGACAACGAGAACGUCACUGCCAUCAUUGCUGCUCAUCUCCCUGGCCAAGAAGUCGGAAAUAGCAUCGUUGACAUCCUCUGGGGAGACGUCAACCCAUCUGGCAAGCUUCCUUAUACCAUCGCGCACGAGGAGGAAGACUACGCUUUCGCGGACAUCACCAACUCCACCGAGCUCCUCGAGACCACCGAUCCCAAUGCCUGGCAACAAGACUUCACUGAGCGUCUCCUCAUCGACUAUCGCCACUUCGACUACGAGAACAAGUCCGUGGCGUACGAGUUUGGCUUCGGUCUAUCAUACACAACAUUCGAAGUGGCGGACGCAAGCGUUGAGAAGAUCGUCGAUGGCGAGAUUGCUCCGACUGCUGCUCCCGCUGCUAUUGUUCCUGGUGGAAAUCCAGGUCUUUGGGAGACUUUGUACAAGAUCACGGUAAAGGUGACAAACACUGGUGACCUUGCCGGUGCCACCGUUCCUCAGCUUUACCUUGGUCUGCCGCAGAUCAAGAACGAGGCUACCACUCCCCCAAAAGUACUCCGUGGAUUCGAGAAGGUCUACCUUGAGCCAGGCCAGAGCCAGGAGGUCGAGUUUGAGCUGCAGAGGAGAGAUAUCUCCUACUGGGAUGUUGUUGCUCAGGACUGGGUCAUCGACCCGGCUACGAUCAAUGUCCACGUCGGUCUUUCCAGCCGCGACAUCCACACUACUUCGUCGUUUGAGCCGCUUGGACCGACUGCGUACCGCCCUCGCCGAAUGUAG
Zymoseptoria tritici IPO323 is the source of this 2433-nucleotide messenger RNA. It is a transcript of the gene MgBGL10, whose product is annotated as putative beta-glucosidase. The record is from RefSeq and is a predicted model, not a curated record. The coding region runs from base 1 to 2433 and encodes 810 amino acids. Lineage: Eukaryota; Fungi; Ascomycota; Dothideomycetes; Mycosphaerellales; Mycosphaerellaceae. Gene Ontology annotation, molecular function: beta-glucosidase activity. The transcript has 10 exons. Gene Ontology annotation, biological process: glucan catabolic process.